AUGUCAUCAUCAGUGGCGUCGAAGCCCGGAGGCUGGGUAGCUGAUAAAUAUGUUUAUCAUUGCGACUCCAUUACUUUAUCCUGCCCAGGGGACUACCGAUAUAUGGACAACUUAGCUUUGUUGGCAUUAACCUGGAAGGGCCCCAUAAGCGUGGCCCUGUAUGCCCCUGGAUAUGAUUUUUUAACUACUGUUAAGUCUAUAGCCUAUUUAAGGAUUUGCAAAUAUAAGGAAAUAAGGGAAUUUGUGACUUUUCACCUAUUUUUUGAAGAAAAUCACAUCUUUAAGGCCGAAGAACCUUUACUAAGCCUAUACGAGGACGUAUACGAUUGUGCCUUAGGAGCUCCGUAUGAAAACAUGAAGACUGAAGACAUGUACAAACAUAAAAAUAAUUUAUUAUACCCCAUAAACGUGGCCAGAAAUAUCGCCAGAGAUGCAGCACAAACUCACUUCGUCUUUCCAUCUGAUAUCGAGCUCUACCCCACCCCGAAUUUCAUCGAGAAAUUUUUAACCUUCGUUAACAAGAACCCCAAGCUUUUUGACAAAAACGAAAAAAACGUUUUUGUACUGCCGGUUUUCGAAAUGAAAGAAGGUUACGAGAUUCCCACAACAAAAACGGUGCUACAAACAAUGAUUAAAAACAAAACUGCAUUUUUGUUUCACAAAAAUAUCUGCACUAGUUGUCAUAAAGUUAUAGAUGGCGAUGGAUGGUUAAAGGAGCCGGAAACACAGGGUGUUAAUGUUUUUUCAGUUGGCAAGAGGCAGGGCAAGCAAUCCAUGUGGGAACCUUUUUACGUGUGCACCCAUAAGGAACCUUUGUUUGAUGAAAGGUUGACUUGGGAGGGCCAGGGGAAUAAAAUGAGUCUGGCCUAUUCAUUAUGUUUAUUGGAUUAUAAUUUUGUUGUUUUGGAUAACGCGUUUUUAAUGCACAAACCUGGCGUCAAACUAAAAAAACUGCAAAAUACAAUGUACAAAAAUGUUACCAAAGAGGCUGCAAAAUUAUUAAAAUACCACGUUAACAAAGAGUUGCGGGAAAUGUAUGGAAAUAACCCAAAAUGUAAAAUAUAUUGAAAUAAAACCAGUCUUAUAAUUUUUGUUUUAUUAAUUUUUAUUACAAAAGAUUUUUAUAAUUUUUAUUGUUGUUUUAAAUAUGUAUAAAAAAAUUAUAAAUAAAUUUUAUAAGUUUAAAAAACAUUUUGAUUGCUAAUCAAUAAUAAAUAACACAAAAUUGUAAAAUCACAUUUUGUUUUAAUAAAUAAGUAAACUAACUUAAAAACAAAUAUCCUUUUAUAUACACAGCUAGUUUAGACUUAAUAAAUCUGCAGUAGGUAGUUUAGAAAAAAUUAGAUAAUCUGAUUUUCGUCAAAAUGAGAUAAGUACACCCAUAUUGGUGUCUUGGACACUGUUUAAAAGUAGUCAAGUCGAAAUGUAAAAUCUUUUGAAUGUCAAAUGAAAAACAAUUUUUUUUACCGUGACGGGUGGGACAAAAAAUGAAGAAAUGCUCACUGAUUUUUAUUACACAAUACACCCUUUUCUGGACCCAUAAAGUCGUUUUAUUUCUGGAAAUAUUCUACUGCCUAUAAGUCUAUUCGUUUGUGAUGAAAUUUUGUUUCUUCCAGGAUCGUUAUGAUACUUUUUAAUCCCGGGUCUGUGUACCAAGAAAGCAUUGUUUAAAAUCAAAAAAUCGUAGUCUUUAACGCAUAAG
Brassicogethes aeneus is the source of this 1702-nucleotide messenger RNA. NCBI's taxonomy places the organism in Eukaryota, Metazoa, Arthropoda, Insecta, Coleoptera, Nitidulidae. The record is from the annotation of a GenBank genome assembly.